AAAUUCUUUUUUGGUAUUUUUUUUUUUCGAUCUAAACCCUUUACUCUCGUGGAACCAAAUGAAACCCUAGCUCUCGUCCGUCUCUUACGGUAAAAAAAAAAAAAAAAAGGAAAAAGAAGAAAAAAUCAAAAUUGGCCAAAUUUAAUUUCGAAAAUCGAGGAAUUUCAUUAGGGUUUCAAAUCAGAAGGCUCAGAUUCAAACCCUAAUUCAUGUUUCAUGUUCGUGAUCUCCUCGAUUAUUACGAGGAAUCGGUUUCUCAGCGACAUGUUUGUCGAGAUCUGAGAAAUGCGUAGGGGCAUGUAUGAUGGAAUGUGAGAAUUGGGGUUUUUUGGUUUGGGUGUUUGGAUUGAGGAAAAGUUGAUGGAAAAUAGUGUAGAAAACUCACAUGGCGCAGAAAUUCCGAAGAAAUCUAGAUCUUUGGAUCUUAAGAGUUUGUAUAAAUCUGGAGUAAUAGAAGAGGGUGAUAUUAAGAAUUUGAAGAAGAGGAAGAAUAGUGGUGGAGAGGAUGGUGAUGAGAGGAGGGACAACAAUGACAGGAAGAAGAAGAAAAAGAAGAGUAGGAAAGAGGUGUCUCUGAGUAGUUUAAAAAAUGUUAAUGAUAGCAGCAGCAAAAAGAGUGUGGAUGGAGAAGUGUAUAGUGGUCAGUUGAGUUCUGGUUCCCACGAUUUGAAGGACUCGAAGAAGUCGGGUUCAAGUCAGAAAUUGAAUAGCAGUAGCGAGUUUAAUAGUGUUUCCGUUAGUUUAAAUGAUAAUGGAUUUCAGAUCCCCAAGCGUAAGCGGGGUUUUGUUGGGCGGAAGAAAGUUGAUGGUUCUCGAGUGUUGAAGCCAGCAGGGAAGUCUAAUAGUAAAGUGGCUCUUGUUGAUCAGGUAGCCAAUUCAAGUCCUGAUGAUUCGGGCUCCCAGGUUCAGUCUUCGAAGGUUAAACGAAAGAAAGUUUUUGAUGAGUUUAAGGAAAAUAGAAAUAGUGAGUCGAAUUUGGAUAGGCACUUGAAGGAGGAAGAAGGGAGUGUUGGUCAUUUGGUUGUAAACAAUGGUGAUACGCCGUUGAAAAAGCCACAGAGGAAUCAUAGUAGAAAAAGGAAGAAUUUGGCGCCAGAUUGUAAAAGUGUAGUGAAGGAAGCCGUGCCUUUGGCUGAUAAUUCUGUUAGGAUCUCUGAUGAUUCGCAAGAAGAUGAUGAGGAGAAUCUUGAAGAGAAUGCUGCAAGGAUGCUAUCAUCCCGGUUUGAUCCAAGCUGUACUGGGUUUUCAUCAAACAGCAAGGCUUCUGCAAUGCGAUCUGCCGAUGGGUUGUCUUUUUUGCUAUCUUCAGGUGGGGAUUUUGUUGGCCGUGGGUCUAGAUCUUUAUCUGGAUCAGAAUCUGCAUCAGUUGAUACCACUGUUAGAGUAUUGAGACCAAGGAAACAGCAUAAAGAGAAGGGACAGAGGAAAAGGCGCCACUUUUAUGAAAUUUUCCAUGGAGACUUGGAUGCAUAUUGGGUUUUGAAUAGGCGAAUUAAGGUCUUCUGGCCUUUGGACCAGAGUUGGUAUUUUGGCCUUGUAAAUGAGUAUGACAAAGAAAGGAAACUUCAUCAUGUUAAAUAUGAUGACCGAGAUGAAGAAUGGAUUGACCUAAAAAAUGAGAGGUUCAAACUUUUGCUGCUCCCUAGUGAAGUUCCUGGUAAGGCAGAGCGAAGAAAAUCAGUUAUGAGAAAUAGAAGUUCUUAUGGGGGAAAAGGAGGUUCAAAGAUUGGAAGAGAGAAGGAAAAGAGAGACUUGACUACUGAGGAUGAUAGUUGUAUAGGCAGCUAUUUGGACUCGGAGCCCAUCAUCUCAUGGUUGGCUCGAUCUACUCGUCGAAUCAAAUCUUCUCCUUCCUAUGCUGCAAAGAAACAGAAGACAUCUGAUUCAUCUUUGCAUCCUUUGUCAUCAGGUUUGUCUGAUGAAGCUGUCCAUCUGCAUGGUUGUUCUGACAAGGUUUCAUUGAGAAGGGAUAAGGAUAGAAGUAAAUUAUCUAGUAGUUCUAAAUUGCCAGAGAGAUUAUGUGACACUGUAAGGCUAAAGAGGUCUGCCCUGGAGAGCACCACUUGCUUCAAAGAUAGCAAACAGCCUAUUGUUUAUUUUAGGCGGCGGUUCCGCAAGACAGGCCCAGAAUUGUCUCAUGCAUCUGAGGACAAUCAUGUCUUUAGCACUGCACCAGAACUGUCUAAUGCAUUUGAGGACAAUCAUGUCUCUAGCAGUGCACCUUGCUCUGUUGCUUCUUUUGGCCCUCUUGUUGAUGGAAUUGCUGGCUUUGAAGAAUGUGAUGUUUCACUGGGUAGGUUGGACUUUGAUGUGCCUUUGGGGUCUGCUGACAAUGUUGGGUUGUUAGAUUUUUCUUUUCCAACAAUAAAAUCAGGGCAAAUCAGGUUUGACUUAAGCUUCCCAGUGCAGUUGGUUUUGAAUGACUAUUUUGGAGCAGAGAACUUUUGGUUGUUCCGAGCUGGGUUUCUUCUUCAGCAUGGUAUUGUGAUGACCAUGUGGCCAAAGGUUCAUUUGGAAAUGCUUUUUGUUGACAAUGUGGCUGGGUUGAGGUUUCUCUUGUUUGAAGGUUGCUUCAAGGAGGCUGUAGCCUUGGUUUCUUUAGUCCUGAGAGUAUUUCAUCGAUCUAGUGAUCAGGGAAAGUAUCUAGACUCACAAUUGCCAGUAACUUCAGUUCGGUUCAAAUUCUCAGGUGUUCAAAAUCUGACAAAACAACUUGUGUUUGCAUUCUACAACUUCUCUGAACUGAAUAAUUCAAAGUGGGUGUACCUGGACUGUAAACUUAAGAGGCAUUGUUUGCUUACCAGGCAACUACCUCUGUCAGAAUGCACUUAUGAUAAUAUUCAUGCAUUUCAAAAUGGAAGAAAUCAGUUACCUCUCACUUCUGCUUGUGUGCGGCCCACCUCUAUGAAGGGCUUAAGGAAAAGGCCUAGCCAGAGUAUAAGGGUCAUGGGUUUUGCCACGGAUUGCACCUAUGUGAAUAUUAGUCAGUUGUCUUCUAAUCCCAAUGAGAUGCACGGGAAAGUUCCCCCAUUUUCUCUUUGUUUUGCUGCUGCUCCUACUUUCUUUCUUAGUUUGCAUCUGAAGCUGCUAAUGGAACAUUGUGCGGCUCGUAUCACUUUCCAGGACCAUGAUUCAGUAGAGCAUCCUGAAAACUCUGGGAGUCUUUUUGAUGAUGAAAGUUCUAGUGCGGAGGACUGCUCUAAGGAUGCUGUUGGGAAUAAUUUAAAGGCUUUGUCUAAGGAUACUGCUUGUGAGGCAUGGCUUUCUUGUGCUAAAUCAGGGGAGAAAGAUUGGAUAAAGUCACCCUGGAAGUACCAAAAUGGUGAUGUCAACAUUGCUGGCACAUCUGGUGGUUCCCGAGAUUCUGAAAACAUUGGGACUGAUGCCAUUGUCCAGCCGCAGAAGUGGCAAAACCAUCAUUCAGACUCAGAACAGUGUGCUUUAUCGCAAAGACCUUCAGUUGAUAGAGAUAAGUCUGAUACCGGUUCCCAUUCUUUUUUGAAUGGUCUUGGUGUUGAAAUUCCAUCAUUUAAUCAAUUUGAGAAGCCUGAUGAUGGGGAAUUACCUAGUGCUCAACAUUCUACAGAUCUGUCUUGGAAUAUGAAUGGUGGCAUCAUCCCCAGCCCCAACCCCACUGCUCCCAGGAGUACAUGGCAUCGAAAUAAAAAUAAUUCAUCACCAUAUGGAUGCCCCUCUCAUGGAUGGUCAGAUGGUAAGGCUGACAUCUUUCAAAAUGGUUUUGGCAAUGGACCUAAAAAGCCUCGAACUCAGGUUUCAUACACAUUGCCACUUGGAGGUUUUGAUGUGAACCCAAAGCAUAGAAGUCAUCACCAGAAAGCACCUCCCCACAAACGAAUUAGGAGAGCUAAUGAGAAGAGACCAGCAGAUGUUUCUAGAGGCUCUCAAAGAAACUUGGAGUUUUUAUCUUGUGAUGCAAAUGUGUUAAUCACACUUGGUGACAGAGGAUGGAGAGAAUGUGGGGUACAAGUUGUACUAGAGCUUUUUGAUCAUAAUGAGUGGAAGCUUGCUGUAAAACUUUCAGGGACUACAAAGUAUUCAUACAAGGCACAUCAGUUUCUGCAGCCUGGGUCAACAAACCGCUACACUCAUGCUAUGAUGUGGAAAGGAGGAAAAGAUUGGAUCUUGGAGUUUCCAGAUAGGAGUCAGUGGGCUCUUUUCAAGGAGAUGCAUGAAGAGUGUUACAAUCGGAAUAUUCGUGCUGCUUUGAUAAAAAACAUUCCCAUUCCUGGGGUUCGCUUGAUAGAGGAAAAUUAUGAUAGUGGAACAGAAGUAGCAUUUGUUCGCAGUUCUUCUAAGUACUUCCGGCAGGUUGAAACGGACGUUGAGAUGGCUUUGGAUCCAUCACGUGUCUUAUAUGACAUGGACAGUGAUGAUGAGGAGUGGGUUUUGAGCAAUCCAAGCUCCUCUGAAAUUGACGACUGUGGCUUUGGAAAGAUCCCUGAGGAGAUGUUUGAAAGGAUAAUGGACAUGUUUGAGAAGGCUGCUUAUACUCAACAGUGUGAUCAGUUUGCAUUUGAAGAAAUAGAAGACCUCAUGGAUGGAGUUGGCCCCAUGGAUCUAAUCAAAACCAUUUAUGAGCAUUGGUGGCAAAAAAGAGAGAGGAAGGGAAUGCCUUUAAUUCGACAUCUUCAGCCACCGCUCUGGGAAAGGUAUCAACAACAAGUGAAGGAGUGGGAGCUAGCUUUGAACAAAAACAAUACCAACAUCCCUAAUGGAUGCCAGGAGAAGGCUGCACCAAUUGAAAAGCCACCCAUGUUUGCUUUCUGUUUGAAGCCACGAGGUUUGGAAGUUCCCAACAGGGGGUCAAAACAAAGGUCACAUAGGAAGUUUUCAGUUUCUGGGCAAAGCAAUGCCAUCUUGGGGGAUCAGGAUGGUUUCCAUGCUUUAGGAAGAAGAUUGAAUGGUUUUGCCUUUGCGGAUGACAAGUUUGUAUAUCCGGGUCAUAGUUAUGAAUCCCUAGAUGAUUCCCCUUUGGCACAGGCAUCGCCAAGGAUGUUUUCACCGCGGGAUGCCAGCAGCACAGGAGUUUUCUCUAUGAGCAAUGAUGGUUAUGAUAGGAAUCAUAUCCCAAAAUUUCAGAGGAACAAAUCAAAGAAAUUUGGGAUGUUUGCAUUGAAUGAUCAGCCGGUGGUGAUUUCAUACAAUCAGAGAACAAUAGACAAGAGAAAUGGGGUUCAUCGGUGGAAUAUGGGACCAUCUGAGUGGCCAAGACAGCGGCAUAAUAACUUAGAUGGGUCUCUGAGGCAUGGCAUUGAACAGUUGGAUGGUUCUGACAUUGAUGAGUUUAAGUUGCGUGAUGCAUCCGGUGCUGCUCAGCAUGCAGUUAACAUGGCUAAGCUCAAGAGGGAGAGGGCACAGCGGUUGCUUUACAGAGCAGAUCUAGCAAUUCACAAGGCUGUGGUUGCUCUGAUGACUGCUGAAGCGAUCAAAUCUUCUUCUGACGACUUAAAUGGUGAUGGAUAGAAUGAGCAAAUGAAGUAUUAGAUGAAGGGCUGUAAAUUCACCAAUUCCUUCAGCCUGCUAUUAACAUUGUUUUUUCUGGAAGCGAUCUUGUUUAUACUUUUUCACUGGUGGUGGCUGUUUGUCAUUAAUCACAGAUUCCUUAAUGAUCUUCUAACGUGAAGCUGUGCAGUAAAAGAGGUGAAAGAAUUGCUUCAACAGUGGGAUUUCCCAGUUCCUACCGCCAGUUUUUUUGCCAGCAUGAGUUCUUUGUUCAGUGCAGUUAUGUACUGAUCCCUGCAGGUUAUAGGGGUUUAUGGAAUUUUGGCUGCCAAUCUUUGUACAGAAAUUUUUUCCUUUUUUCCUUUUUAUUUGGUUCUUUCCUCCCCUUAACCUCAGUUUUAAAUGUUCGAUAAUUAAAGGAGCAGUUGGUGCAAAUAAUACAACACCAUAUGAAUGGAAUCACAAUUUCCUGUCUAAUUAAA
This is a messenger RNA of Quercus lobata, 5945 nucleotides long. Its product is annotated as Enhancer of polycomb-like transcription factor protein. The coding region runs from base 361 to 5484 and encodes 1707 amino acids. The transcript is spliced from 5 exons. The record is from RefSeq and is a predicted model, not a curated record. Gene Ontology annotation, biological process: regulation of transcription by RNA polymerase II. Gene Ontology annotation, cellular component: NuA4 histone acetyltransferase complex. NCBI's taxonomy places the organism in Eukaryota, Viridiplantae, Streptophyta, Magnoliopsida, Fagales, Fagaceae.